Tachysurus fulvidraco (yellow catfish) is the source of this 2090-nucleotide messenger RNA. RefSeq names its product E3 ubiquitin/ISG15 ligase TRIM25-like. Bases 74 to 1744 code for a protein of 556 amino acids. The record is from RefSeq and is a predicted model, not a curated record. Lineage: Eukaryota; Metazoa; Chordata; Actinopteri; Siluriformes; Bagridae. Gene Ontology annotation, molecular function: protein binding; zinc ion binding. The transcript has 6 exons.
UCCCAACCCCAACACACACACCUCUCUCUCUUCCUCAUUCUCUCUCGCUUUAUCAAAGCGAGACUCAGAGCAAAUGGCUGAGGCUGGUAUGUCGACAGAUCAGGAUCGGUUCAGCUGUCCAGUCUGUCUGGAACUCCUAAAGGAUCCAGUGACUACUCCCUGUGGCCACAAUUUCUGUAAGAUGUGUAUUAAUGGCUUCUGGGAUAAAGAAGAUCAGAAGGGCAUCUACAGCUGUCCUCAGUGUAGAGAGUCUUUCACUCCAAGGCCUGUUCUACGCAGGAACAACAUGCUGGCUGAAAUGGUGGAGGAACUUAAGAAGACUGAACUCCAAGCUGCUUCUCCUGCUCGCUGUUAUGCUAGACCUGAUGUGGAAUGUGAUUCUUGCAUUGGAAGAAAACGCAAAGCUCUCAGGACAUGUCUGGUGUGUUUGGCCUCCUAUUGUGAAGAUCAUCUUCAACCUCACUAUCAGUCUCCUGUCUUCAAGAAACACAAGUUAGUUGAAGCCUGUGCAGAGCUCAAGGAGAAGAUCUGCUCUGAACAUGACAAAUUACUGGGGAUCUACUGUCGUACUGACCAAAGCUUCAUCUGUUACUUGUGUACAUUAGACAGACACAAAGGUCACGAUACUGUCACAACUGAAGCAAAACGAACUGAAAAACAGAAUGAGCUAAAGAAGGAGCAGAUGAAAUCCCAGCAGAGGAUCCAGGAAAAGCUAAAGAAGGUGCAGGAGCUGAAACAGACUGUAGACAUCAUUAAGAGGCGUUCACAGGAAGCAGCAUUUGACAGUGAGAGGAUUUUCAAUGAGCUGAUCAGCUCUAUGGAGAAAAAGCGCUCAGAGGUGACGGAGCUGAUCAGAGCUCAGGAGAAAGCUGAUCUGAGUCGAGUGGAACGACUCCUGAAUCAACUGGAGCAGGAGAUUGCUGAUCUUAAGAGGAGAGUCACUGAGAUGGAGCAGCUUUCACACACACACGAUGACAUCCACUUCCUCCAGAGUUUCCCGUCUCUCUGUGUUUCUCCUGGAUGUGACGACUCACUCAGCUUCACUGUCAAUCAACAUCUCUCAUUUGAUGGAGUGAGGAAAUCUCUCUCAGAUCUGAAAAAACAUGUCGAGGAAAUCUGUGAGAAGAAAGUCAAAAAAGUCUGUGUAGAAGCUGCAGCAAUUCAGAUGAUUUUACCCUCAGAACUAAAAAGCAGAGAAGAUUUUUUGCUGUAUUUCUGUUAUCUGACUCUGGAUCCAAACACAGCACAUCGUGAGCUAAUUCUGUCUGAGAAGAACAGAGUGGUGACAUGGAGUAAGACACAACAGCAAUACUCUGAUCAUCCAGAAAGAUUUGAAUCCUGGCCUCAGGUGUUGUGUAAGGAGAGUGUGUGUGGACGCUGUUACUGGGAGGUGGAGUGGAGUGGUGUUGUGUCCAUAUCAGUCUCAUAUAAAAUGAUAAGCAGGAAAGUAGAAGGCUAUGAGUGUUUGUUUGGAUACAACAGUCAGUCUUGGAGUCUGCGCUGUUCUUCUUCCUCUGUCUUUUUCAUGCACAACGACAUUAAGACUGUGCUCCAAGGUCCAGUGUCCUCCAGAAUAGGAGUGUAUGUGGAUCACAGUGCAGGAACUCUGUCCUUCUACAGCGUCUCUGACACCAUGAAGCUUCUCCACAGAGUCCACACCACAUUCACUCAGCCUCUAUACGCUGGAUUCUAUUUAUUUAGUUUUGAUUCACCUACAAGGUUAUGUAAUCCAAAUGAAAUAUGAUAAUAAAAAAAGUGUGUGUUUUUAGAUGUAAUAUUGUUCUGAAAUAUUAUUGCCAAAACAAAUAAUGGUGAUGAUUACUAAUCUAAUUUAUAGAUUUCUAAUAAAAUUUAAAAUAUUACUUGUGGACCAUGGCUUUUGCUAGAGGGGAAAAUCUUACAGGUUUUAGAGGAUCUGCACUAUCUUUUAAGUUAAUCAUGUUCACUUUAAUUUAUAGAAUGUUUUUAUUAACCACUAAUUAAUAUAAGUUUGAGAGUGAUAAGCUGAUUCUGAACCAUUUAUGCAAUUAUGCAACCAUUGUAUUGUACAUUUUAUUUAUUUUUUACAUUAAAGGUAGAAAAAGGUCUGA